Messenger RNA from Oryza brachyantha (malo sina), 1888 nucleotides. RefSeq names its product dehydrodolichyl diphosphate synthase CPT3. The record is from RefSeq and is a predicted model, not a curated record. Gene Ontology annotation, cellular component: endoplasmic reticulum. Bases 776 to 1675 code for a protein of 299 amino acids. Gene Ontology annotation, biological process: polyprenol biosynthetic process. The transcript has 3 exons. NCBI's taxonomy places the organism in Eukaryota, Viridiplantae, Streptophyta, Magnoliopsida, Poales, Poaceae.
ACGCGGCUUCGGCGGCGGGGUCCAAGCGCCGGCACGGCUUCAGCGGCGGGGGUUCGGGGCGCUGCUUCGACGACGGGUGUCGGGCACCGGGCGUCGGCGCGGCUUCGACGGGGCUCCGAGGCGCCGCUUCGACGGCGGGGGCCGGGCGCCGGCGCGGCUUUGGCGGCGGUGCUCCGGGGCGCUGCUUCACCGUGACGCGUUCUUUCUCGAUUCGAGCUUCACCGAUCGACGGUCGUCGGUCAAACCCAAGGAGCUCGAGCCUUGGGGCAACACUUUAGGUGGGCUUGCUCGACUCAAGCCGCCUCGCUUUGCGAAGGCGGAGAUCGAGCAACCUGCUCCACACCCGGCGGCUCCGCGACGGGCCAGGGCGGCCGUUUCGCCAGUAGUUUUUCUUUUCUUCUUCCUUCUUUUUUCCCUCACGCCGGGCGGGCGCGCGCGCGAGGGCGAGGGAGUGGCGGUGCCGCGCCGCGCGGCGGGCUAGCCAGCCAGCCAGCGAACCACCACCAGCCACGGCGCCCGAGCACGACAAGGCCCAAGCGAAUCUCCGCGACGCGGAGGCGCCUCUCGUUGCACGCCGCGUCGCUGUCUUUCCCUUUCCCCUCUCUGUCUCUCUCUCGCACGUCACUCUCGCCGGGCGAGCUGCGGGCGGCUUAUAAAGGGGAGGGAGGGAGCAGCCGAUCCCCCUACACCAGUCACCAGCUGCGGCCUCCCGAGCCGUCCGUCGACGCAGCAGGUCUGAUAUUGCUUGUUGGUCCCUUACUCCCUCAUCAUCAAAAUGCUUGGCUCACUUAUCUCUCAAUCGCCUUCUGUGGACUCAAAGAUAGAGAACCAUGACGAGUUAAUUGCGACAGGUGUUCUUGCUAGUCUGCAGAAUUUUAUCCGCAAAUGCAUCAUAGCUGUCCUCUCGUAUGGCCCAAUGCCAAAGCAUAUUGCAUUUAUUAUGGAUGGUAACCGCAGAUACGCUAAAUUCAGGAGUAUCCAGGAAGGCUCUGGUCACAGGGUUGGUUUCUCUGCUCUCAUUGCCAGCUUGCUCUACUGCUAUGAGAUGGGGGUGAAGUACAUCACGGUGUAUGCAUUUAGCAUUGAUAAUUUUAAGCGAGACCCAGCUGAGGUGAAAUCUUUGAUGGAGUUGAUGGAGGAGAAGAUCAAUGAACUACUGGAAAACAGAAAUGUCAUCGACAAGGUUAACUGUAAGAUCAACUUCUGGGGGAACUUGGACAUGUUAAGCGAACCGGUGAGGGUAGCAGCUGAGAAACUGAUGGCUAGCACUGCUGAAAACACAGGAUUAGUCUUCUCUGUUUGCAUGCCAUACAACUCCACUUGUGAAAUUGUCAAUGCAGUUAAUAAGGUCUGUGCAGAAAGGAAGCAUAUGCUGCAGAUGGAUCAUGCUGAUAAUGUUGCAAAUAAUAGUGUGCAUUCAGACAUUUCAGUAGAAGAUCUGGACCAUCAUAUGUACAGUGCUGGUUGCCCAGAUCCUGACAUUGUGAUCCGGACCUCAGGCGAGACUCGCCUAAGCAAUUUCCUUCUGUGGCAGACGACGUUCAGUCAUUUGCAGAACCCAGACCCUCUUUGGCCGGAGUUCUCUUUCAAGCACCUUGUCUGGGCCAUACUACAGUAUCAAAGAGUUCACCCUUAUAUUGAGCAAAGCAGAGCACAGGCUAAGAAGUAUCUGUAGUCACAUCCUCCCUAGAAGGAUAUAUAUACCAUCAUCAUACAAGAAAAAAAAUGUACUUAUACAAUAAUCCGUGUUCUCCUUUGAUCUAUCCUGGAAUUUGAAAUGUACGAGGUAUAGCUAUGCCAUUGUGGGCAGGCCAAACAUUUGUACGCGGCAAUAUUACUAACGUCUUGUUUGAUCCAGAUGUGUGAAAUGUAAUAGCAUUUGAUAUAA